Molecule: messenger RNA, 1127 nt
Organism: Dromiciops gliroides (monito del monte)
Lineage: Eukaryota; Metazoa; Chordata; Mammalia; Microbiotheria; Microbiotheriidae
Product: major histocompatibility complex class I-related gene protein-like
Exons: 6
Coding region: 19-1095 (358 amino acids)
Biological process (GO): immune response
Cellular component (GO): external side of plasma membrane
Source: RefSeq, a predicted model, not a curated record
CAUAACAACCUUCUGAAGAUGAUGGAGUGUCAGGGAAGGUGGAGACGGUUCUCUUCAGCCUGGCUUCUCAUUCUGGGGGUAUUUGCUUUGAGAGAUACCCAGGCAGUCCACCACAGGCAUGUGGGUCAGUUCACUGCAGUGGGCACAGCCCAGUCUCUCUUGGAGAUAAAUGGAAUCAGCUUCAUGGAUGAUGUUGAAUUGGGAUCCUAUAACAAUGUACAGCCUAAAAUUACUAUCAAGAUACCCUGGAUGCCCCUAGCACUGGGAAUCGAUUACCUUAUCCAGAAGCGACAUUUAUUGGUGGAUCAUGAACAACAUUUCCGCUGGGUCAUCCAAUACUUAGCAAAGAAUGACACUGACCCUAACAGAAACCACACAGGGCAGCUCCUUGCAGACUGUGAAAUAGAUGAUGACAUCAAGGUAAAGAGCCAUGUCCAUUUAAUUUGGGAUGGAGAGGAAUAUUAUAGGAUUGAUGAAGAAGUUGGGCACUGGGAGAACUUAAAGCCUGAAGUCAAGAAAUACCAGCACAUUCUGGAAAGCCCCUUCUGGACCAAUCUAAGGAAACAAUACAUGGAUGAAUAUUGCAUUGAUUGGAUGAGGAAAAUCGUGGGGUACUCAAGCUUAAGGGACAAUGUGCCCCCUGAGGUGACUGUAUCUCAACGUGUCAAUCCAGAAGGCAGCAGCAUUCUCUCCUGCACGGCCAGAGGUUUCUACCCUCAGUCCAUCCUACUGCGUUGGGAGAAGAAUGGGGAGCUGGGUGUAUGGGGAAAGGAGACUUCCAGUGGCAUCCUACCCAAUGUGGAUUCCACUUUCUACCUCCAAGUUACCUUAGAGCUCCCACCAAAUGACUCAGGGAUGAAUUAUACCUGUAUCAUAGAACAUGUUGAGUUAAAGAUGCCUGCUGUGUAUCCAGUCCCUGAAAAGCCCACAAUGUUGAAGCCUUGGGUCCUGGCAGUGGCCAUUGUUUUGACUUUCUUCCUACUUCUGAGUUGUGCUGGAGCCUUCAUCACAUGGAAGAAGAGGAAGUCAGGUUCAGCAGGUCACCUAGAAGUAUCUUUUAUUUCUACUGCUUCUCCUACUUCUCCACCACAAUAAAGGAAUGAAUUAUACCAAGGACAAGAUUCCAG